Anguilla rostrata (American eel) is the source of this 5107-nucleotide messenger RNA. RefSeq names its product NXPE family member 2-like. The transcript is spliced from 8 exons. The record is from RefSeq and is a predicted model, not a curated record. Bases 2420 to 4081 code for a protein of 553 amino acids. NCBI's taxonomy places the organism in Eukaryota, Metazoa, Chordata, Actinopteri, Anguilliformes, Anguillidae.
UCUCUCUCAUUUGCAUCUGUCAAUUUAUUUAGCAGAGUUUCUUACAAAAUGUUGCAUAAAAUAUGGUUUGAUACAAAGUAUCAUAUGGAAAUAUUUAUAUGUCAACCAUACAAAUUUCAUUGGAAUAUUAGCAUUUAUUAGUUAAUUUUUAUUUUAUUUUUAAAAUCUGUCCACGGGUCUGCGCCUUUAUAUAUCGCUGACCUGCUUCCUAAAUGUGUUCUGAGCAGAGCCCUCAGAUCCUCCUUUUUAAUAAGUAUCCAGGGCUUAGACCUUUGACGAGACCCCCCCACUGCUGGAAUAGUCUCCCACCUGCUCUAAGGACUGCUGAAAUUGUAGAGAUUUUCACAAGUCAACUGAAGAACCACUUUUUUUAAAGCUUCGCCUAGUGCACUAAAAACCAGUAGGACCGGGGUUGUGGGGCCACAUUCCUCAGACUGUUUGCAGCUAUAACCAGACGGAACCGGUUUGACUGCUGUCAGUAAUGUAAUGUAAUGUAAAUGCAAUGAUGAAAAAUGAUUGCAUGCACUAAGGUUAGUGGGGAGGUUUUGCAUAGUUGUAUAGGAUAUUGUAUCAGGAAAAUCAUCUUUACUCAUAUAUGUGUGUGUGUGUGUGUGUGUGUGUGUGUGUGUGUGUUUUUCAUUUGUUAUUUUAUUCUUUUUCCCUUCCUCGUACGCUCCUAUUUGUUAAAGAGAAAUUAAUAUUAUAACCAGCUAUCUUGCUCAUAUCUGACCCGGUAUUAAUUGUAUUUUUGUUGUUGUUGUUGUUGUUGUUGUUGUUGUUCUUUCCUCCCCAUUUUCAUUUUUUUUUUUCAUUGGUUUGGGCCAAAAUCUUUACAAAUUAAUUCAGCAAUGCAAUUGCUUUCACUACUUGCAUUGUGCGCUGGUAUUGGUUUAGCCACUUGAAUUAUGCAAUGUGAUUGGCUUUGCUACUCACUCGGCUGCUUGCGCUGUCCAGUGCAGCUGGUUUUGUGACUUGCUGAGCUAGCCACAAAGCUAAAUGUGGAGCUAAUGGCGGAGUUAAAGCUUGUGAUAAGAGCUAUUUAUUAUCGCAGCUCACAAGCAAAUUUUCACGCUUACUGAGUGCUUGAACUGUGAGGGUAGCCAAAAAUAAUCAAAUAAAUAGAUAAUACACAAAAUUUAAUAAAAUCUGUUGAUAGUCCUAUGCAUUACAUCAUCUUUGUAAUUGACAUGUUUAUCAUCUUCAUCAUCACCAGUUAUCACAUUUGAAAGUAAAUAGUCCAACAUAAAUAAUAAUGAGGAUGGCUCAAUAUAUUUAAUUUGCUCUAAAACCCUUAUUUGAGACGAUGCUAUGGUGUUGAUUAAGGUAUCAUUAGCAGUAUCAUCAUGCAAAGACAGAAAUACUACAACUAAUAACAUUUUUAAUCACAGUUGGCUAUAAGUAGAAAUGUCAAAAUAACAAUGUAGUCAAAAUAAUAAAUAUGGUGGAAUCAGGGUAAAAGUGUCUUAUAUUAAUAGUAAUAAUAUAAAAAUAACAACAUAUUCUAAACAAUAAUGACGGUGAAUUCAUGUAAUCCUAGGUGUAAUAUCCUGAUACAUCGGCUCUGUGCAGGCAAUUCUCUUAAAUCACAACCCUUUUCUGCACCGAUGAUGAGUCAAUCACAGCCCCAUACUCGUUCAUGCCGGUGUAAGCAGGUACUUGCGCUGCGACGUAAAGAUUGGAUCAAAUUGGAAUUAAAUGAAUAUUAUAUCUUCUUCUGUGGGGCUCAGAAAAAAAAUCGGUGCCUGGAGAGUAAUUAGUUCAGUGUGAAGUAAUUUAAAAGUAGCGUCAAAAAUAAGUUAAUUUGCCCAGGGUAAAUUCGUAGUUUUGAAUUGAAUUCAAUGGGAAAAUUCGCUUUUUGGCACCAGAGGCUUACUAAACUGCAAUACCCCGAGUAACCACGUGAGUUUGCGAGCUCCACAGAGAAUGACAAUCCGUGGUCCACCGUGCUAAUGAUGAUCGUGUUCCACUUAGUCCCGGAGCCAGGACGCUCGUCAACUACUUUUCCAGUCCGUGCAGACAAUUCAGAGUGAUAGAAGACCUUAAUACGGGAGUCUGAAGACUGAAACCAAUCAGUCUGUCGCUUUCUGCUCUCCGAAACCAUUUUGUCGUCUCUUUGACUUUCCUCUCUCUUUUGGAAGCAUUCUUUGCGUGGUUUUUACAGAAUAGGUGAAAAAAAAUCUCUAAAUAAUUUUUUGCAUUUUGUGCCGUCAAAGAUUCGUCAUCGCUCCAUUAGGUUCCUCAAAGCACUGUCCAGGGCAAUUUUGAAAAGAUAACAUUUAUAGGUACUCCUGGUAUUUUGGACACGGAAAUCCACAUCACCAUGAACAUGCAGAAGAGGAGCCUUGUAUUCUGAGGUGGAUGUAUAAUUAUCCAAAGAAGCCUUUCACCCAUUUUUCACUAAUUUUUCUGAACACCCAUCAUGAGUACUGAACCAGUACAUCUUCCUCCACUGCCUGGAAGAUGCAGAAGCAACUUGCUGAUCAAGACACUACUUUUAAUUUUUAUUUUUGCUAUUUCUUUUUCUGUUUAUUUUUCUAGAACCUACAACUGGACAACCUUCCUCGUGCUAUUGGAUCCUGUGUACCCCACCAACACAGAGCUGGAACAUGAGCCAACCGAAAAUCCAUUCAGAGAGAUGUCUGUGGAUGACAUAAUGCGUUCGGUAUGGGACGAUCUCCCAGCAGACGGCAACUUCAGCUCUAUUGAAAGCUCUUCCAGUGGCCAGCACAGUGUGGUCAACUUGGAGCAGCCCGGAGCCCAGUACUGUGUGGGGGACAGCUUAAUCGUGCUGGUGAACAUGAAGGACCACAGGGGGAACCCAAAGGUGCAUGGAGGCGACUUCAUCCUGGCCCGAAUCCACUCUCCCAAUCUCCAGGCUUCUGCAUCAGGAGAAGUUACUGACCUGCUCAAUGGCUCCUACCGGGUGCGUUUCCGCCUGUUCUGGCCUGGAGACGUACUGGUGUCUGUGCUUCUCAUGCACUCCUCUGAGGCAGUCGGGAUCCUCAGGAGAAUCAGUGCGCACAACUACGAUAAGAUCAUAUACACCGGAACCUUCUACAGUUGGAACAAAACUGAGCAAUCUCAGUGCGGCAUCCGGCUGAAAGCAGACAAGCCUCUCUGCGAGUACAGGAAGAAGGAAGACGCGGAGUACUACGCCUGUGUCCGACCCAAAACCCUUUCCUGCAGCACCCUGAGGACCAUGCGGUCCAGAAAUGGCCCAAUUUCUAACAUGGCCAGGGAUGAGCGUUUGCUCCUGAGCAGGAAAAACAUUGGAAUAGAAAUGAGAAACAGCUUUGGUCCUGUGAAAGUCAUCAGUUGUCCCGCAGGAACCCACAGACCAACUGAAAAGUGUGUGGCAGGGUUUGGAAUGACGUCCCCUUCACAGAGUGGCUACUUCUUUAGAAACAGAUGGUCUUCCUCCUCCUGCCAGACGGGAAACUUCUUCAGUGCGGACGCCAUCAGCAGAUGUCUGAAGGGAAGGAACCUGAAACUCAUGGGAGACUCCACUGUGCGCCAGUGGCAAGAGACGCUCAUAAAAACGCUGAAAGGGCUGAAAUAUGUAAAUCCGUAUGAUACUCAUUACUAUGCCCUGGUUGUGGACCCACAAAGGAACAUCACUGUCCAGUGGAAGAUGCACGGACAUCCUUUCGUCACUGGCUACAACGUGGUCAAAGAUGCCGUGGGGUACAUUUCCAGAGAAGUAGACAGAGUAGCGGUUGGCGACGUAGUGGUCAUUGGAGUGGGACAGCAUUUUAGGCCCUUCCCCCUGGAGAUCUUCGUCCAGAGGCUGAUCAACAUGCGCAAGGCCAUCCUGAGGCUCCACGAACGCAGCCCCCAGACCCUCGUCAUCAUCAAGCUGGAGAACACCAGGGAGUUGGACUCAGAGAUGACCCACCUGAGUGACUGGUUUGGCUACGUUCAGAACCUGACUCAGAGAAAGGUGUUCAGGGACCUGAAGGUGGUGCUGGUAGACGCCUGGGACAUGACAACAGCCGCCAACACCUUCGCCACCCACCCCAACAAUAUUGUCGUUUCCAAUGAGAUAGCCUUGGCUCUGUCACACCUCUGUCAUGAUGCAUAGAGGUUCUUUCUGAAAGGAACUAUAUAACAGGAGUUUCUAACUCCAUUUCUCUAGAGACUUUGUUUACAGUACACCCAGGGGCUUGUUACAAUACACUAGGAGCUUUGGAAUUUUAAGGUUUUUAAUUGCGUCCCUAUUAGUAAUAGUAGGUGUUUGAUUCUGGGGUGGAAUUUGAGUGCUUAUUAAUGAUUAUACAAUGACAGUGUAGUAUACUGGCUAAGGAGUUGGUCCUGUAACCUAAAGGUUGCAAGUUCGAUUCCCUGGUAGGACAUUUCCGUUGUACCCUUGAGCAAGGUACAUAACCUGCAUUGCUCCAGUAUAUAUCCAGCUGUAUAAUUUGAAUACUAAACUGGCUUGGGCUGACCACAUACCAUUUUCACUGCAGCUGUUUUACCUCAGUUUUCAUCAGACAUGACACUUUUUGCAAAGACAUUCAAUAACCAUAUUCACCUCACCUAUUAACUUUCAGUUUUGAUGAAUAUCUUUUCAUAUUUAGAUCUGGGCUAUUAAAAGCCUUGAUCAAGAUACUUGCUACCUAGCAGUUUCUAGUCAGUCACCUAGCGAAGCUACCUGGUAAUACUGAGCUCUUUGUGAAAACUAUGGAUGGGUACCAGUAAUGGAUUGAUCGAUUACAUGUCAGAUAUGUGCCUACUUGAUCUUCUGAUUUUCUCAUAAAGGCUAGGCUACACAAGGUACAACUAGGCUAUGUGUUGGAACUUGGCUCCAUUCAGUAAUUUACAUUACAUUACAUUACAGGCAUUUGGCAGACGCUCUCAUCCAGAGCGACAUACAAAGUGUAUAACCGUAACCAGGGACAAGUGUGUUGACAACCCUAGAAGGAAGUACAGUUCCAAAAGGGAGCGACCGCAUAGUUUAACUUGGACCCUGUAGGUUAAUCUGAUCAACACAAACAAAAGCAGCAGCAAAUUUACCGUACAGUGUGUAAAAAAGAAGAGACACGUUAAAAUAGCGUAUAUUUCCUCAUGUAAUAUGAACAGAAUAAAGCAAAAAUAUAUUUUGAAAAAA